GUUAUCCCCGCCGGCCCGUCCGGCCGCAGGGGCCGAGGCUGCCCGCUCCCCCCGCCCCAUCCUCCCAUCCAGGGCUGUGCGUGCAUGGGAGAGGGGGGGGAGGUUCUUUAUUGGCCUCGUCCUCCUUGUCUCCCUCCCUCCCCCCUUCUUCCACACUCCACCCAGAAAUGAUCCAGUGAAACUAGGAGGAGGUGAUUCUCCUCCUCCCUCCUGCUGCUGCUCCUGCUGGUCAGGAAGGGACUGCAGGAAUCUCUGCUGUGCUCUGCUCUGAGGCAGGGUCUGGGAGGGGAGACCGUUCUGUGGAGGGAGGGGGCCGCUGUGGCCCGGGGUGCAGCUCUCCCGUGGGGGCUGCUUGGUUCCCGACCAUGGGGAAGGACCAGGAACUGCUGGAAGCCGCUCGCACUGGGAAUGUGGCUCUGGUGGAGAAACUCCUCUCUGGGAGGAAAGGAGGGAUCCUGGGCAGUGGAUCUGGAGCUAUUCCCUUAUCCAGCUUAUUGAGCAUCUGGCGAGGACCAAACAUAAACUGCACUGACAGUUCAGGUUAUACUGCUUUACAUCAUGCAGCUUUAAAUGGACACAAGGAUAUAGUUCUCAAAUUACUUCAGUAUGAAGCAUCAACUAAUGUAGCAGAUAAUAAAGGUUACUUUCCUAUUCACUUGGCUGCUUGGAGAGGAGAUGUAGAUAUUGUGAAGAUUCUCAUCCAUCAUGGACCAUCACACUCCAGAGUGAAUGAACAGAACAAUGAAAAUGAAACAGCACUGCAUUGUGCAGCUCAGUAUGGUCAUUCAGAAGUUGUUGCUGUUCUGCUAGAAGAGCUGACAGACCCCACAAUAAGAAACAACAAACUGGAAACACCUCUGGAUCUGGCAGCACUUUAUGGACGUCUACGCGUUGUAAAAAUGAUCAUCAAAGCGUAUCCAAAUCUGAUGAACUGUAAUACAAGAAAACACACUCCUUUGCAUCUUGCUGCUCGUAAUGGCCACAAAGCUGUCGUACAGGUGCUUCUGGAGGCUGGAAUGGAUGUCAGCUGCCAAACAGAAAAAGGGAGUGCCCUGCAUGAAGCAGCCCUAUUUGGAAAGGUGGAGGUAGUACGCAUUUUGCUUGAAACAGGAAUUGAUACCAACAUAAAGGACAGUUUGGGUAGAACGGUUUUGGAUAUACUUAAAGAGCAUCCGUCUCAGCAGUCUCUCCAAAUUGCAGCUCUGCUUCAAGAAUAUAUGGAAACAGGAAAUGCAGGUAUUUCAGAGGAACGCCCACUGGAAUGUCCGGAACAUCAGUCUUGCGUUUUGUCCCCAGAAGCUCCUCCAUCUCCCAAGGCUAAAAGUGAAGCUGUGACUGGAGAAUUAUCAAAGCUUUUAGAUGAAAUCAAAUUGUGCCAAGAAAAGGAAUACUCUUUUGAAGACCUGUCUCAUACACUAUCAGACCAUUAUCUGGAAAAUUUUAGUAAAGUAUCAGAGGAAGAUCUUAUGACCAGUGGAAACCAAACCAAGCUUAAUGUAAGGCCUUCUUCAAUGCGUUUAUCACCAAGGGAGGAAGAAGAUGAUGAUGCAGCUGAAAAUACUUGUGGACCUUCUGGUUUAUGGGAAGCACUGACACCUUGUAAUGGAUGCAGGAAUCUUGGAUUUCCCAUGCUUGCACAGGAAUCUUAUUCAAAGAAGAGAGGUUAUGCAUUGGAAGCAGUACCCUCUGUACCUCUGGAUGCAGUUCCUUCAGAAAAUGACAGCAGUCUUUGUGAUUCGAUAGAUAUAGCAGUCACCAAAAAGCCUUGUUCCCUAGAGAUAGCAAGAGUUCCUUCCUCAAGACCAGAUAAUGCACCUCAGGUAGCAAUUACUGCACCAGGAUCUGGUAACCAUAGAAACAGCUCUACAGGCCCAACACCUGACUGCUCUCCUCCAUCACCAGACACUGCACUUAAAAACAUAGUGAAAGUCAUACGUCCUCAGCCAAAGCAACGUACAUCCAUAGUAUCUUCUCUGGAAUUUCACCGAAUGAAUCACAGCCACAAUUAUUUUGAAAUCAACCCAUCCAUUGGCUGUGCAAGUUUUAUUUCUACUCCUGCAAUCAGUCCAGCUAAUUAUUCCUUUGGAUCUCUGCAAUACAGUCUUGAAGAGAAAGAACUUCCAGAUCAACGUAGCCAGGGUGAAACAUCCACUGAAAGUGAGCUUCUUGAGGGACACCCUGCUGAGCAGUUUGCAGGUUUACUUCAUGGAUCAUCACCUGCAUGUGACCCACCUGAAAAUCCUCUCCAGCUGUACAGCAAAAUAAACCUGUGCAGUGGGCCACUGGAGAAAAGCGUUUUGAGCAAGAGCGCAGCGCAGCAGAUACAGCUACAGAAAGAAAGCAGCUCUGAUCAUCCUGUUAAGAAAAAAAAGCCACCAAUUGUAAACAGAACCAUAUUUCAUACCAAAAAUAAACCAGCAGAAAAUCAUACUCUGGUUGGCACGCCACGGAUAAGUGAACAAUGGGUUAUUACCACUGGGGGAUUUGUGGAGCGAGCAUGCACGCUAGGCAGAAUACGAUCUUUACCAAAGACCUUGCUGGAAAUGCAUUUGUGCAAAAAUGUUUCCAAAUCUGAUUCUAAUCUUAUCACCCAUCCACCAAGUGAUAAAAAAGCAAGAAGCAAUUGGAGUGAACCCACACCAAAGCCACAGUGUUCCAAAGGGAAUUCAGAGAGAACACCUUCCUUCACAUCUGAAUGGGAAGAAAUUGAUAAAAUCAUGAGUUCAAUAGAUGCUGGAAUUAAUACUGGACUGGGGGAGAUGAAAGAUCACACUGCAAGACCCCGAUGCCCUGUCCAGACAGUGGGACAAUGGUUGGAAAAUAUUGGGCUACCUCAGUAUGAAAACCACUUGCUGGCUAAUGGAUUUGACAAUGUGCAAUUCAUGGGAAGCAACGUGAUGGAGGACCAGGAUCUCUUGGAAAUAGGAAUCCUUAACUCUGGGCACAGGCAGAGAAUACUCCAAGCAAUCCAGCUUCUCCCAAAGAUGAAGCAGAUUGGUCACGAUGGUUACAACCCCUCCUCUGUAGCUGAAUGGCUGGAUUCCAUUGAACUGGGUGACUAUACCAAAUCCUUUCUAAUUAAUGGCUAUACAUCGAUGGACCUUGUGAAAAAAAUAUGGGAGAUUGAAUUAAUUAAUGUCUUAAAAAUCAGCUUGAUUGGCCACCGGAAGCGUGUUCUGGCAUCUUUGGGAGACAGGCUUCACGAAGAUCCUCCUCAGAAACCACCUCGGUCAAUAACCCUCAGGGAACCCAGUGGUAACCACACUCCUCCUCAGUUGUCUCCAUCACUUAGCCAAAGCACUUUCACUACUGGUGGCUCCCUGGACGUUCCCCACAUUAUCAUGCAGGGCGAUGCAAGGAGAAGAAGAAAUGAAAACUAUUUUGAUGAUAUUCCCCGGUCAAAGCUGGAGAGGCAGAUGGCACAGUCUUCGGUCUGUGAGAUCUGGACCAACCAGAAUGCAGGAUAUCCUUUCUCAUCGAUUCAUCAGGUUCAUAAUACAGGAGACUGGGGAGAGCCUUCAAUUACCUUGCGACCUCCAAAUGAAGCCACAGCAUCAACGCCUGUCCAAUAUUGGCAACAUCAUCCAGAGAAACUCAUCUUCCAGUCAUGCGAUUAUAAAGCAUUUUAUUUAGGUUCUAUGCUGGUGAAAGAGUUGAGAGGCACAGAGUCAACACAGGAUGCAUGUGCAAAGAUGAGGAAGUCUACAGAACAGAUGAAGAAAGUACCAACCAUUGUCCUGUCUGUCUCUUACAAGGGAGUCAAAUUUAUUGAUGCCACAAAUAAGAAUAUAAUUGCCGAACAUGAAAUCCGUAACAUUUCCUGUGCUGCACAAGACCCCGAAGACCUUUCUACGUUUGCGUACAUCACUAAAGACUUGAAGACCAAUCACCACUACUGCCACGUAUUCACUGCGUUUGAUGUGAAUUUAGCUUACGAAAUCAUUCUUACACUAGGACAAGCAUUUGAGGUGGCCUAUCAGCUUGCACUACAAGCACGAAAAGGGGGCCAUUCUUCCACCCUCCCCGAAAGCUUUGAAAACAAACCCUCUAAACCUAUUCCCAAACCACGCGUUAGUAUUCGGAAGUCAGUGGAAGAAGAAGGCAGCCAUGAGUACAUGGGAGUGUAGACACCACCAUACUUGCUGCUGUACGACUUUGUCAAUUCGGGAUUUGCCCUGUUAGUUUAAAGAAAAACCCUCUGCUCAAGCUGCCGUGCACGGAGAUGGUAACCCGUCUGUAUGUUUGCAUUUGUCUUAAAGCAGAUAGAUCCAUCCGAACAAAAGACUCUUGCGAAUCUACCCUGGAUUGUUGAACCUGGACAAGAGGCCAAAAGAGGCAUUAAUACCAAGUAUGAAACUACAAUUUUCUGAUACAAAACUGUCCCCCUGUUCCUUGUUGUGCCUUGCACGCCAAGCAGUCACAGCACAGCCUUUCCUUUAUGGCAACGUUUCAAUCCAGCAGAGAGGAAGACUGCACUGUAUGAGUGGCCUUGUAACUAACAAAAAAGGCUGACAGUCAUUUCUGGUGAUGUUCUUCUUCCUGCAGCACUGACUGAAGAAUGACACUAUAUGAAGACUUUUAAAAUUACAGUCCACAAGAGGAGUGAGAAACCUUAUUUUUCAUGCAGUUCUCCCUUGUGACUCUGCCACAGUGCUUUCUUUAAUUUCUUAUUUUAGAAUUCUACUUUUUAAAGAAAAGAAAAAAUAAAAUGUCUCUAAACUAAUACUAAUGCUGCCUAUGAGUAGAGUAUUUGAUUGGGUUUUUUUAUUUAAAUCUUGGCAGUUUUUAAUUGAAAUAGAACCAGAAUUAAUAAACAGAUUAUUUGUGAAACCACUGAAUUCAUUAAUAAUUACUGUGUUGAAUAAAGAACUCAUUAAAGUGACGAGAAACUAGG
Prinia subflava (tawny-flanked prinia) is the source of this 4894-nucleotide messenger RNA. RefSeq names its product ankyrin repeat and sterile alpha motif domain containing 1B (gene ANKS1B). The record is from RefSeq and is a predicted model, not a curated record. The transcript has 26 exons. Gene Ontology annotation, cellular component: cytosol. The coding region runs from base 366 to 4127 and encodes 1253 amino acids. NCBI's taxonomy places the organism in Eukaryota, Metazoa, Chordata, Aves, Passeriformes, Cisticolidae. Gene Ontology annotation, molecular function: ephrin receptor binding. Gene Ontology annotation, biological process: ephrin receptor signaling pathway.